AUGGGCAAGCACACCUACUUCGACAGCGACACCGAGAUCGACGAGCUCGCCGACGUCGACGUCAAGAGCCCCAAGAAGGCCAAGAAGCAGACCAAGAAGGAUGCCAAGUCCGUAGUUGGCGAAGACAGUCCCAACAAGCGCAAGCGUGCCGCUGGAACUGGCGUGCGAAAUGCCUGGACCAAGGAGGAGGAGGAGGACUUCCUCGACUGCCUGCAGGACGUCAUUGCAGCUGGCAUGAGCAGCGCCCUGCACAACUACCCCAGGCUGGCAGCCAGAUCGAGCGGGAGCUGCCUCAAGCACUGGUACUCGUGGCGCCGUCGACAGGAGAUCAGCAUGCUCGGAGCACCCACCAUCGACAAGAACGGCAAGAAGCUCCCCAACUUUGUCCUGCCCGACAAGAAGGACGAUAGCCGCCUACCGGCCCAUGAUCGCUAG
This is a messenger RNA of Moesziomyces aphidis, 435 nucleotides long. Lineage: Eukaryota; Fungi; Basidiomycota; Ustilaginomycetes; Ustilaginales; Ustilaginaceae. The record is from the annotation of a GenBank genome assembly.